This is a messenger RNA of Eubalaena glacialis (North Atlantic right whale), 1675 nucleotides long. RefSeq names its product enolase superfamily member 1 (gene ENOSF1). Gene Ontology annotation, molecular function: L-fuconate dehydratase activity; magnesium ion binding. Lineage: Eukaryota; Metazoa; Chordata; Mammalia; Artiodactyla; Balaenidae. The record is from RefSeq and is a predicted model, not a curated record. The transcript has 16 exons. Bases 63 to 1394 code for a protein of 443 amino acids. Gene Ontology annotation, biological process: carbohydrate catabolic process; amino acid catabolic process.
CGCACACCCGCCUCCGUGCAGAGGGUGUCCCGCAGAGUUGGCGGCCCCGGGGUGCGGGCGACAUGGUGCGCGGCAGGAUCUGUCGGCUCUCGGUCCGCGACGUGCGCUUCCCCACGUCGCUCGGGGGCCACGGCUCGGACGCUAUGCACACAGACCCUGACUACUCAGCUGCCUACGUUGUCUUGGAGACGGAUGCGGAAGAUGGACUCAAGGGCUACGGAAUCACCUUCACUCUGGGGAAAGGCACUGAAGUUGUUGUCUGUGCUGUGAAUGCCCUGGCCCCCCACCUGCUUAACAAGGACCUCGGGGACAUUGUUGGUGAUUUCAGAGGCUUCUACAGACAGCUCACGAGCGACGGGCAGCUCAGAUGGAUCGGUCCCGAGAAGGGUGUGGUGCAUCUGGCCACGGCGGCCGUUCUCAAUGCCGUGUGGGACCUGUGGGCCAAGCAGGAGGGAAAGCCUCUGUGGAAGUUACUUGUUGACAUGGACCCCAGGAAGCUGGUAUCCUGCCUAGAUUUUAGGUACAUCACCGACGUCCUGACAGAGGAGGAAGCCUAUGAAAUCCUGCGGAAAGGUCAAGUUGGGAAAAAAGAGCGAGAAGAGCAAAUGCUGGCGCAUGGCUACCCCGCCUACACCACGUCGUGCGCCUGGCUGGGCUACUCGGACGCCACGCUGAAGCAGCUCUGCAGCAAGGCGCUGGAGGACGGCUGGACCAGGUUUAAGGUAAAAGUUGGUGCUGAUCUCCAGGAUGACAUCCGUAGAUGCCGACUCAUCAGAAACAUGAUCGGCCCUGAGAAGACGCUGAUGAUGGACGCCAACCAGCGCUGGGACGUGCCCGAGGCCGUGGAGUGGACGGCGAAGCUGGCGGAGUUCAAGCCCCUGUGGAUUGAGGAGCCCACCUCCCCUGAUGACAUUCUGGGGCAUGCCACCAUUUCCAAGGCACUGGUCCCCCUGGGAAUUGGCGUCGCCACCGGAGAACAGUGCCACAACAGAGUGAUAUUUAAGCAACUCCUACAGGCAAAAGCCCUGCAGUUUCUCCAGAUCGACAGCUGCAGGCUGGGGAGUGUCAACGAGAAUCUCUCAGUGCUGCUGAUGGCCAAAAAGUUUGACAUUCCUGUGUGCCCGCAUGCUGGUGGAGUUGGCCUCUGUGAACUGGUGCAGCACCUGAUUAUAUUUGACUUCAUAUCAGUCUCUGCAAGCCUCAAAGACAGGAUGUGUGAAUACGUCGACCACCUGCACGAGCACUUCAAGUACCCCGUGAUAAUCAAGAAGGCUUCCUACAUGCCUCCUAAGGAUGCUGGUUAUUCAACAGAAAUGAAGGAGGAAUCUGUAGAGAAACACCAGUAUCCAGAUGGUGAAGUUUGGGAGAAGCUCCUUGCUGCUCAAGGGAAUUAGAGCUGAAUGCUUAACAGCUUUUGCUUUAAGUGAAAAGGCUUAUUAAAAUUUCUUGGGUAUGGUUUUACAAAAAUAGAAAAAAAAAAUUCAUCCUACCAAUCAGAACAAGUUCAGCUGAAAGUCAUACUAACCUCAGGCAUCAGCUUAGUCAUCAUUACUUGAUUUUUUUAGCAAAAAACACAUUCUCCUAUAUAAUCUUUAAACAAAAGUAGAUCCAACUGUCUCAAAGUCCAGGAAGAUGUUAAAUCUUAAAAUUUCUAUCAUGUGCUGGUACCUAGACA